Messenger RNA from Pseudomyrmex gracilis, 3577 nucleotides. RefSeq lists its product as uncharacterized. Lineage: Eukaryota; Metazoa; Arthropoda; Insecta; Hymenoptera; Formicidae. The transcript is spliced from 3 exons. The coding region runs from base 396 to 1019 and encodes 207 amino acids. The record is from RefSeq and is a predicted model, not a curated record.
CUGUGGGGGGGUGUCAGUCGUGGCUUAUCUGGCGACUUUAUGUAUACGAUACCCCCAGGCAGGAACACGAGCAGUUCACUGCUGGCUAACCGGUCGGAGAAGUCGGUGAAGCCGAGAGUCUCGUUCGUGCGCGCAACGCGAGAGAGUCUUGUCUCGAACAAGGACGAGAGCGCAACGUGUUCGCUCGACGAAGAGAAAGACGGUCUCUUCUUUUCGAUUAAUUUGUCACGUGUACGGCGCGCGAGAAAAACAUCGUCUUCCUCCUAGUUGCACUUAUGUGUGGAAACCGCGUCCGCGCCACGUGAACGUCGUGCGUUAGUGCACGCGUCGGCGAGACAGUUUAGCAAGCUGAUCGGACAGAAUAGAUCGGUAUUCAGUGUUCAUUUCGAUCCGGGAUGAUCGUAUUCGUCUUUGUUUUCGCUUCGUUCUUUGUGACGAAGAACGAAGCCUUUCUCGUCGAGCCGAUGCCAGCUCUUGCGGUAUCGAGUUACAGCAUCGGUACUGAGAGGCGAAUGGAGAGCAAUAAAGUGAUCCAGAAUGCAAACGGCGAUCAUCAUUCACAAUUGAGUAACUUGAAGUCCGAUGACAACGAAGAAACAGUCUACGUAAUCAGCUAUAACGAAGAAGACGAGAUGGACGAAAGUUCAGAGAAUGAAAAAGACACGAGAGAAACCAUCAAGAGUGAGCACAAUCAUCCGUUAGAUCCAUGGUCGAUAGUCUGGUAUAUCGGCUCGUUCGGCGCUUUGGUGGCGUUCUUCCUGAUUGUCAGCUGUUCCGAGUGGUGUUGUCGGCGAAACGGCCGAUCCCUGACAGUACCUUACGCACAGCGUGCCGAAGGUACGGUGAGAACGCCCGGAGUCGCGGAAACCCCGCCGCCACCUUAUCACUUAUUUGCACCGCCUUCUUACGAUUCCGUCAAUUACGGCCAAAUCGUGGACAAGACGUCGGGCGAGAAAGUAGAUGUGUACGUGAUCUCGGUGCCGAUUCACAGACCGGUUGCGCAGGGCGCGCCGGCGUAGAAAAACAAGAAAAAUAAAAAAAAAUAAUAAUAAAAAAACAAGAAACUCGGUCUCUCGCCAAGGAUCAAGGCGAAUCAAACCAGCGAUCGACAAUCGCGCGUGCAAAAUAAUGUUUGCGUGAUGAACUGCCGGAAGAAGUCUUACGAGAAGUAGUUGAAACCUCACGCAAUGUCAAGUAUAACAUUGGCCCCUCCGACUAUUGAUAUCGUACUCUAACAAAUAAGUGAAAUAAACGAUUCAGUCAAUCACUGCCACUCGAGAUGGAACAAUCGAGAUUCAGAUGUUAAGAUCAGAUAGAAUACAUAAAGAAGUAUGUUCGUCGAGAAGAUUUUUAUUAAAUGCACUAAUUAAGAUAUUUGCUUCCAGAGCUAAUUGUAAGUCUAUCGAGUUCUUCGUGUUAAAUUUUUUUUGAGACAGUAUCGUCGACGAGUCGUUUAUUAUUAUUAUUACUGUUAUUAUUAUUAGUAACGAGUUGCGUUAGUACGUAUAUACCAUUAUAAGCAAAUUGUGAGAACUUACACGUGAUAUAGAUGAGAACCAUGAGAAUUUCCACGCCACAUGCGAUUGGCUCCAAUCGCUUACCGACUCUGUGUCAAUUAGGGACGAUUACAGUGUAGAUUAUAAAUCGACUGUACCACACGAGAAGAAGACGUCUUUCUGAGAACAAGGCCGUGAAAAUAUAAUUUGAGAUAAUAAUACGAGCGGGUAUACUCGUUUCGCGAGACAAUAUUCACGAUAAGAGCAGAGAGGAUAAACAAUCGUGGCUCUUGAUGCGAAUAAACGAAUCGCGAGCAAUCAAUCGCGCACGAAUUAAAUAUUAUUACUCUUUGCAAUUACGACAAAGUUUCUGCGCGAUUUUGUUUUUUUUUUUCGUCAGAAUAUGCUCUUGACACAUAUGACUUUAACAAAUAUAACCACGCGCAAAAGCGCUGUAAAUAUAAUAAUUCAUGCGAAACAAUUGUAAGAUAUUAAGUUUUGUUUAAUAACAAAUCCUCGAGUGGAAAAAAAAUCAAAUAGAAAAAAAAAUUUGAUCAAAUCAUAUAAUUUUUUCUGUGAAGUUGUAUCUUUUGUACAGUACUUGAUUAUUUGGAAUAUGUAAAACUGUGUCUGACACUUCCAUAUUAAUAACAAAAAAUAAACAGCACUUUUUAUAUAAUACUUUUUAUACCAAAUGUUAAUGUGAGACGCGCGCAAUUGAAACUCUGUUAUGUUAAGUGAGAUUUUAUUGUACAUUUGUAAUAAUAAAAGAACUUGAAAUUAAAGAAAUUUUAAAUUUAUAAAGAGUGACUUUUAUACUUGAAACAUAAUACGAUAAAUGUAAACGCUAAGCGUGUUACGUGUUUGUGUUAUGCCUUGUGUUCGUAGAAAGAGCUUCGUUAUCAGAGUAUAAACAGAAAAUUCUACUAUAUGCAAUAUUUAUGGCAAUACAUAUAUAUCUUCCAAGUUAGUCUUUCAAAUAAAAACGUGCGACAUGCAGACAGAAUAGAUAUAACUGUUUCAAUAAUAAAUCUUGUCCUUAAAAAUUUACUCAGUUAUAAAAUAUACUCUUAAACAGUAAAAUACAGUUUUUAAUUUGUUUCAGUUACGUUAAAUUUUAUGAUUUUUUGUGUAAUAAAACAAAUUUGAGAUAAACGUAAUUCAUUGUUGGGACAGUUAUUCUAAAUAUUCAUAGUAUAUAAAACAGAAUGGAAGUAAUGUAAUGUUCAAUACGAAGUCAAUUAUUAGUAAAGAUAUAAUAAUUAUUAUACGUAUGAUUAGAAUAUAAAAAUAAAAUUUCUUUAAGAGAAUAUGUUACAAACGAAACCAAUAUUUUGUAAUAGACUACGCGUUAAAAAGUUUCUCGCUUUAAGCGAAAUCUGAAUAAAUAGUUGUCUUGUAUCUAUAUUUAGAUUAACGUUAGUUAUAAUUGUAAAAAAAAACAUUAUAAAUACUAUGACUUGCGUAAUAAAAUAAAUAAUCAUAUCUAGAUAUUGCGUAAGUAAAUAAGAAACAAUAUAGAAAAUAGAUUAUAUAGCAAUCUUAUUUUUCACGGUAUGUUAUUUUUGUAAGGCGAAUAAUUCGACAAUUUUUCAUAUUGUUAUAAUUAUUGUUAUACUGUUAUAAUUAUACUUGACUGUAUUUACGAUUCGCAAUUAUUGAAAAUGUACUGUAAGUAAAUGCCUUUAUAUACGAAGUUGUAUCAAUAAUGCCUCGAUAAUUUUUUAACAAUAAAAAGUUAUAAUUUCUCAUGUAAACUUCUCAUAAAGGCAUUUACAAUCACUGUCUAUAUUGCGACUGACUCAUUAUCUAUAAGACUCACGAAAUGGCGUUAUUGAUACUUAUUUUUAUAUAUAUUUAUAUAUUUACUUUUAUAUAUAUUUUUUCUCUUUCUUUCUUCAUGUAAAAAUUAAAAAUUCUUUACAUCAAUCAACUUUAUACGUUAAUAUCUUUUUUUUUAACCACAUUUGAAAAUGUAUGUACAUCAUUCGCGCUACGUAACCGGCAAUAUUCAACUUUUUGUAAGACUCUAUUUUAGUUUUCACGAAACAUCUUACUGUGAUUUUUAUAAUUAUAUAUUU